CAACAAACAUUGUACGUUCAAAGCUACAUAGUAAUAAUUGGGUAUUUUAACAGAAUAGUACAUAUGGGGUAAAGAAUACCUGAGAAUAUCAUGUUGCUAUUAAAUAAAUUGAUUCUGUGUGUGUUUGCUGUUGUCAUUGUCAAUGGAGAGGAUGAGAAACCAGAAUCUCGAACAGUUCGUACUACUUACGGCGCCGUACGAGGGUAUCGCUCGCCAGAGGGAGAUCUCUUCGCAUUCUAUGGUAUUCCUUACGCCACCGCACCUACUGGACCAAACAAAUUCAAGGCUCCGCUGCCGGCUCCAUUAUCGUUGCAUACUUUCGAAGCAGUAGAUAAAACCAUAAUAUGUCCACAAAUAGAGAUGCCAUUUACAAAAGGGAUGAAGGCACAAGAAGAUUGCCUUAUUGCAAACGUUUUUGUGCCAGAUACCAAGGAAACCAAAUUACCGGUCGUCGUAUACAUUCAUGGUGGAGCCUUUUACAUGGGUUUCGGCAAUAUGAUAACACCAGUUAACCUAGUUUUGACGAAAAGAGUCAUAGCAGUUACUAUUAAUUACCGUGUUGGAGUGCAAGGAUUCCUGUGUCUCGGCACGCGUGAUGCUCCUGGCAAUGCCGGGUUGAAAGACCAAGUGGCUGCCUUAACUUGGGUCAAAAGAAACAUAGCUAACUUUGGAGGAAAUACUGAUGAUAUCACCAUCGCCGGUUACAGUGCAGGGUCAUCGUCUGUCACUCUUCUUGCCAUUUCGAACUUAGCAAAAGGUCUUUUCAAUAAGGUUAUCGCUGAAAGCGGGUCUGUAUUAGGAGUUACAGUAGUUAUGGAUCCACUUGAGAACGCGAAGACGUGUGCAAAAAUACUUAAUUUCACUGACGUAGAUGAUGUUUAUGCACUGGAAGAGUUUUAUAAAUCUUCUCCCAUUGAAGUAUUCACAAAAUGCGCUAUAGAAGAUAGAACCGACACUUCCCUUUUAUUUGGACCUUGCGUAGAACGAGACACACCAGAACAAGUAUUCCUUAAGGAUGCUCCUAUUAAUAUCUUGAAGGAAGGUAAACUCGAGCCAGUUCCAAUGCUUUAUGGAUUUUCCAAUAUGGAAGGUUUGUUUAGACUUCCAUUAUUCGAAUUGUGGAAAAAUAAAAUGAAUGCAAAUUUUGCUGAGUUUCUACCAAGUGAUUUAAAAUUUAAUACCGAGGAGCAGAAACAAGAAGUGGCGAUGACGGUUAAGAAAUUUUAUUUCGGUGACAAACCAGUGAGCGAAGACAAUGUAUUGAGCUAUAUCGAUUACUUUGGUGACAUAACUUUUGGUUAUCCCAUGCUUCGAGCAUUAGACAUGUAUACACAGACUGGUUUUGAUCAAGUAUAUUUAUACGAGUACGAGUUUGUGGAUGAGGAUACACCCGUGGUGCCACAUACGGAGGUUCGGGGUGCUACACACUGUUCUCAGACGGCGGCUGUUCUUGAUGGCAAGGACAUCCAUAUUAAAGAUGAACAAAACUUUACCGAGGAGUAUAAGGACAUGAAGAAGCUGAUGAGAAGUUUGUGGACAAACUUCAUUAAGACUGGGAACCCGACGCCUCCAGGGAGCGAGUUGCCGUCGUGGUCGGCGGUGGGCGCUGGCCGCUCGCCGCACAUGUUGCUGACGCUGCCACCGCGCAUGCGCGGGGAGCUGCUGCCGACACGUGCGCGCUUCUGGGACGAUAUCUACUCGCGCUACUAUCGAGCGCCCGCGCCGCCACCGACGCCGCCUCCUAAGCACACAGAGUUAUAGGGGUUCAUGAGCCGCACGUGCGAGAAAGAGAAGACGACAGAGUGAAGAAAACGGAAGUCGAUAUCUCUUUCACGUAGGUACUUAUGUUUUAUAACAAGAAGGGGAUAUUCUAUCGUCAGUCGUGACAUCCAAAGGACCAAAGGCGUAAAUAAUAUUCAGCUCAGGCAAAUUGUAUUGUAAGUACUAACAAGAUUCAAAAGAAAUACUUGCCCACUACUAUGUAGUAGUAUAAAAUGAAAUCAAUCAUAAUUCAUCGCCGCAUCCAAAAUAAUAUCGAAGGUUGAAAGGCAAGGUUUAAGCGACAUUUUGGGCGAAACUGACUUAUAUAUAUAUUCGGAAUCAGCGAUUUUUUCCGCGUCAACUGAUCUUGGUUUCAGAUCAAUCGAAGCUACUUUUUGGCGCUUCAGCCAAUUAGCACUUUGGGUACAUUUUUAAAAACCCGUGUUUUAACCGACAAAAAAAUGCACAAAGUUCUGGGCGGGUGGCAUAUCAGUCGUAUUCCGGGAUAUGAGUCGGUCACAUAA
Molecule: messenger RNA, 2285 nt
Organism: Pectinophora gossypiella (pink bollworm)
Lineage: Eukaryota; Metazoa; Arthropoda; Insecta; Lepidoptera; Gelechiidae
Product: esterase FE4-like
Exons: 4
Coding region: 91-1761 (556 amino acids)
Source: RefSeq, a predicted model, not a curated record